Messenger RNA from Styela clava, 4743 nucleotides. RefSeq names its product tubulin polyglutamylase TTLL7-like. NCBI's taxonomy places the organism in Eukaryota, Metazoa, Chordata, Ascidiacea, Stolidobranchia, Styelidae. Gene Ontology annotation, cellular component: ciliary basal body. Gene Ontology annotation, molecular function: tubulin-glutamic acid ligase activity; tubulin binding. The record is from RefSeq and is a predicted model, not a curated record. Gene Ontology annotation, biological process: protein polyglutamylation; microtubule cytoskeleton organization.
GCACCCACUCUCAAAUUUUUUCAAUUUUCAUGCAAAAAAUUAACUAAUUUGAUUAAUUACUGGUAAAUAUGAAUGAAUGCACAAAUUGGAUGACGACUGUAUGAUAAUAUGGAUUAACUCAUUUUCUAUGAACGUAUAUCUUACAUUGGAUUAACAAAAUUCUGGUAAUUGUAUGGUUUUAUAUUUUUACUUUUCCUAUUUGAACUUGUGGGGAAUGUGUUUGAAAUUAUAAAACUGUUAAAUCAUAAUACAAAAAAUCGGGCAAUUUAUUCUAAUUCGACACUAAAAUCUCUAUACAAAAAUUCUGUUUGGCAUUAGAAUUUAUUUGGCAAAAAAAGUUACAUGCGGGCGCUGUUUUGUCAUUUGCCACUGUAUCUGUAUGCAUUAUAAUUCAAGUUCUUGAGGAGAUAUGCCUUCUGCAAAUCAAUAUCCUCGUUCGUCGAAUGACCUUUCCCUUGGAUCUUCACUGGAGACAAUAUCUGAAGUGGACCAUGGGCAAUUUGAUCAACGAAUGUCUACGUCAGGAAUAUUAGAUUUUGAAGACACAGAUACAAUGACGAAAAGUUCAAUAAUUUCUUCAGGAGGUUUAUCAACGACGAAGAAAAAGAGAAGAAGAAAUGUUGUAACAGCGUGUACUUCAGCCACAAGAUAUGAUCUUGUUCGAAGAAGCAUGGAAGAACUUGGUAUGGUUUCACUGCGUGAUGAAGAUACUGCAUCUCAUGCAUAUCUUGUUUGGUGUGAUUCUGCUGUACAGGCUGAUCGUAUUCAAGAAUUAAAGAGUUAUCAACAUAUAAAUCAUUUCCCUGGAAUGGCUGAAAUAUGUCGCAAGGACUACCUGGCACGAAAUAUGGCCAAAAUGAGUCGAGCCAGACCAGACGAAUACCAUUUUAUACCUCGUACUUGGAUUUUGCCAUCAGAGUAUAAUUUACUCGUUUUACAUUGGAGAGAUUUGAGAAAACGGAAUAGAAAACCACCGACUUUCAUCAUGAAACCAGCCAAUGGUGCUAUGGGAAAUGGAAUUCAUCUUUUUCGGAACCCAGAGCGACUUGUUCCGCAUGAACACAUGAUUGUACAGGAAUACCUUGAUCGCCCCUUCUUACUUGAUGAUUACAAGAUCGAUCUUCGAUUGUAUGUUCUAGUAACUCACUGUGAUCCACUUCGAGCAUUUUUGUAUCGAGACGGCCUUGUGAGACUUGGAACUGAAAAAUAUGCAAGUCCUUCAGAGAGCAAUGUGGAUUCUCUGUUUAUGCAUCUCACAAAUUAUUCUGUGAAUAAAUAUAAUGAAAAAUUCGAACGACAUGCUGAUUAUGAUCGUGGAAGUAAAAGAAGUGUAAAAUCCUUCAUGAAUUAUCUUCGUACUGCUGGUUAUGAUACAACAACAUUAUGGAGGAAUAUUAUUGAUCUUCUGGUGAAAACACUAAUUGUUGUGAGUCCUCAUAUUCUUCAUUCAUAUCGUAUGAGUAGACCUGGUACUCCACCACAUGCAGACAGCGUUUGCUUCGAAGUUCUCGGAUUUGAUAUAUUUUUGGACAGAAAAUUGAAGCCAUGGCUUUUGGAAGUUAACAGAUCACCGAGUUUUGGAACAGAUGAACGAGUUGAUUAUGAUAUCAAAAGUGGAGUCGUGAAAGAUGCUUUGAGGCUACUAAAUAUUCGCUCCAGUGAUAAGUCCCGUAACCUGGCUCAACAAAAGUUAGAAGCUCAAAAGAGGUUACUGAGACCAUCACAUAAACGUCUUGUAACAUCUAGCAGUUUGUCAACAGCUGCUAAAAGAAAAUUGGUUUUGAAUAGAAGAAAAGAGGAAUUGAAAGAACGACUGAUUUGGGCAAGAAAAGAUUCAGCAAGAGAAGAAUAUGAAAAUAAAAAUAUGAAUAAUUAUAUGAGAAUCUUUCCAUCUCCAGAAAAACAGCAACAAGAUAGAUAUCUCGGAUUACUUCAAGAAUCAUUUAGUCUUUUCCUACAAUCUCGCUCAGCUCCCUUCCAGAAGAAUAUCAUUGACCAGUAUAAACAACAGAAAGAAGAUGAAAUACUUGACCUACUUGAACAAUGUGAGAGCGAAGAAGUUGGAGAAAAUCCCAGGUCACGACAACAACCUCAAUUGUUAUCAAGCAUGCCAGUUUUAUCACCUCCUUCAUCGAAAUCUUCUAGAAGAAGAAAUAGAUCUUCAUCUUCCACCAGUGAUUCUUCUGAUUCAAGUUCUUCGGAAGAUGAACAAAAGAAGUAUGGGAAUCUGGAAAGUAAAAGCAAGCGACACACAAUAUCCAAAUUAUCACCUGAAGCUGAAAGAGCAACUCAUCUGGUUCGCCAUGGCAGUGCACAGACUCGCAGUAUUUAUUCACCAGUUCGAGCAAAGUCUGCAGGAUCUAAUCGAACAAAAAGUGCCUCACCGGUACAGAGUAGACCCUUAACCAGCAACAGCAGUAAUAGAGAUUACGGGAAGAAACCAACCAGACCCAAUGAUCCGAGGCCAAAUGUCGGUAUUGUUUCCCAGCAAAUGGCGCCCAAUGGAAUGACAGCUGACAUAGGACAUGCUGCUAUCGUUCAAGCUUACAUUAAUUCAUACAGUGAAGUGGGAAGAAAAUCGAAACACUAUCCAAUAAAUCGUGGAAGAACGAAUAAACAAAAGACAUUGGAUUUGGAUGAGUUAACAGCAAGUGCAGCCCAUGAAAGAGAGGAAGAAUUAUUUGCCAGAACAUUGACUGCAUUGAAAAACACAAGAAUAAAGUUUCCUGGUAAAUCUGAUUCUGGAGCUGAAAGAAUUUUGGAUGAUAUCAUGGAUAACUGGAAAUCUCAUAAAUCAAGAGUUGCUUCUUACUGGCUGAUAAAACUUGAUACUGCUAAGCGAAAGAAGGUAAUUGAUAUAGUUCGUGGAAAUGUACGAGCUGUUGUGCAAAGGACUUGGAUUGUUGUUAAUGUGGAUUCAUUGAAAAUAAUGAGAACUUUUAAUAGAGUAUUCAACAGAAUGCAUGCUAAUCAUGGACAAGGGUUGUGGAGUUGUUUUUCAACCUCAAGUAAUUCAUGGGAAACAAUGUUCAGUAAAAGCAGUGACACAUUGUCAGAAUGCGAGAUGGAAUGUUGUAGAAGAAUUGUGCAAUUAUGUAAAGAUUGCUUGCUAAUUGUUUAUCAAUUUGCAAGUGAUGCACAGACUUCUUCUGCAAAUUAUGUACCACCAAGUACACAAACAAUACAAACCAAGGUGCUCCCAGGAUCUUCAUAUUCACAGAGUCCACGUUCUGCAACACUUGCUAUGUCGAACCAUGCAAUCACAAGAGGAAUUUACAUGAAGCCUGACAAACCAUCAUUUUCAAGAACUGAUUUGAAUUCCCAUAAAAGUGACCAUGUAGUACAUGUGGUGUCCAAUCGUCCAGAUCGAUCUCCUCUUUCUUUGAUUGGUACAGCAGAAAAGCAAGCAUCUGGUGAUAGGACAACUAGUAGAAUAUCUCUGUUGGAUGACAAGUACAAGAAUAGACUGACCGAGGACAGAAACAUGGCACCUCUAUCCUUGGACGACCUUCCCAAGAGAUUUACCAGAUCUUUGCAAAUGCCAUCCAUGAAUUCAACGUAUGGAUCAUCAGCUAGAUUGACAUCCAAUGCUCCAAUUUAUUCCCGUCAACAAAAUCCAAAUAAUGAAAUGGAUAGAAGUAAUAUACUCUCAUCCUUGCAAAGAUCAAAGACUGAUGUUGGAAUAAAAACUCGCUGAGCAACAUCAUUUAGUUUUUUUUAUUUGCACUUAAGUUAAAUAAUUCUCUUCAAGACAUAAAUUAAGUGCAACAGAUAGAAUGAAUUUUUGUUUCACUGUCAGACAAGACUAUGCUCGUUAUAGUCAGUGCUAUUAAAACGUCUUCAUUAAAAAUCUAUACCAUGUUAUUAGACUGAUCGUUUGUAAUAGUUAUUUCACCCGCACUUCUUAUAUAAUCAUUCAAUUUACUUUAUAGUAUGGUGAUAAUCAGAUUCUAGCAGUUCAUACGGUACAAAUUGGGUAUUUUGUCAUUUAGUAUAUUGUCAAUAUUUGUAACAAAAUGAAAAUGCUGUAAAAUGUGGUACAGUUUCGAUUUUACACAGAAUAAAUAAUUUUUGCUGAUGAUACUGAUGGAAACAAUUCAUUAUCUUAAAAUCCAAGUUCUUGAAUUUAUUUUGUGCAAUUUUUUUUACCCAUGAAUAUCUUGACUUGAUAUCAUGUACACCAAGUUAUGAUAUUCAGAAACUUUCACUAUUUUAGAAUGGCUUUUAUUUCAUACAGGUUCUAUCAGCAUUUUUCUCAGUUCCAUGAUUGCUAUUGAAGUGUGUCUAGCUUUGUUGUAUACACUUAAAAUGCAUAUUUCUAGCUUUUUGUCAAAUAUGUUGUUAUGUGAGUAUACAUCCCUAGAACAUGUGUUGUUUUGCUAUAAAAAUACAUUUAACAUAGUACAUCUAACACGGUUCCUAUGUAUGAAGCAAGUCCAUUGGUAUGUUUAUAUGUAUAUGUCUAUAUUUGCCUUCUUUUGCGGUAUACAUGGUUCUUUCUGUACUGGUGUAUAUUACUAUACUGUAUGAUGUAUGCAACAUCUGUGCCACAGUCUAGUUUCAUUAUUAUUAUCUCUUAUUUUAAUGUGCCUUCACCUGCAAAAAGCAGUAUUAGCUAAUUUACAAGAUGAAUUGUACUUAUUUUACUAAAUAGUUAGGAUUUCAUUGUAUUUUUGUAUCACACUGUGCACUUCAAUAUCCUAAGAAUAAUUUGUAAUACAAGUAGUGUCAAAUACAACUGUG